GAGUUGAAGUUUCCGAAGGAGGACUCAUGAGCGGCACAAAGACCACUCCAAAAGGUUUCCAGCGCGUGGCUCUCGCAUUCUUCGCCAGCUCUUCAGUUCGGAAUUUGUUCUAAGGAAAUAAAUUACUGGACCAAAGGUUCUGAACAUGGUAAAGCUCUUGCAACGUAUUCUUGUUUUGCCUUCUGAAAAAAUUGUACCAGGACCACCAGUAGUGUAUGAAAACACACAUUUCUCCAAACCUUUACAAACUUGCUAAUAAAUGAAGCACUAAAAAUGUCGUCUGAAAUGUUGCCGUCAUUUAUUGAGACUUCUAAUGUUGAAAGAAAGCAAAACUUAAAGGAGGAUCAAGAGGAGAGCCAGAAGCUAAAAUUAGGUGAACAGUUUGACCCGAUAUCUAAACGACAAAUGAAGAAGCUAAUAAAACAGAAACAAUGGGAAGAACAACGAGAACUCCGCAAACAAAAGCGGAAAGAAAAGCGCAAAAGGAAAAAAUUAGAGCGACAAUGUCAGCUGGAAUCAAACUCAGAUGGAAAUGACAGAAAACGUGUUCGAAGAGAUGUUGUUCACAGCGCACUUCGCCUUAUCAUUGACUGUAGUUUUGACAACUUGAUGGUAUUAAAGGACAUUAAGAAACUUCAUAAGCAGAUUCAACGAUGUUACGCAGAAAACCGUCGUGCAUUGCAUCCUGUGCAGUUUUACUUGACAAGCCAUGGAGGACAGUUGAAAAAGAACAUGGAUGAAAAUGAUAAAGGAUGGGUUAACUGGAAGGAUAUCCAUAUCAAACCAGAGCACUAUAGUGAACUCAUAAAGAAAGAAGACCUGAUUUAUCUUACAUCAGAUUCACCUAAUGUACUGAAGGAAUUAGAUGAAUCAAAGGCCUAUGUGAUUGGAGGAUUAGUAGAUCACAAUCAUCACAAGGGGCUCACACAUAAACAAGCAUCAGAUCAUGGAAUUGAUCAUGCACAGCUCCCCCUUGGAAAUUUUGUUAAGAUGAAUAGUAGAAAAGUUUUGGCAGUUAACCAUGUGUUUGAGAUUAUACUGGAAUACCUAGAAACAAGAGACUGGCAAGAAGCAUUUUUUACUAUUUUACCCCAGCGGAAAGGAGCUGUACCCACAGAUAAAGCCUGUGAAUGUUCUUCACAUGACAAGAAAUCUGCCAGGGUUGAAGAUGCAUUGGACAGUGAUUCCAGUGAAGAGGAAUAUAGCAAAAAUGAACUAGAAUCAGGACAUCAAGAAGAAAAGCAGGAUAAAGAAAGUAGCACCAAAUCUACAGUGAACUCUGUAUCACACUAGUGUUAUCUGGUUCUCUUUUAGUUUAGAAAAAAUUAGGAGAAAUUGAGGUGUUCCACUGAAUAUUUAAAAUUGGAAAGAAAUACCUUCAUUCUCUUUCAUUUACUGGAUUGUAUUCUUCAGAAUGUGCCUUCUAAUCUUCAGUUUUAUUAUUUUAUGUUCAUAGCAGUGUCUUUCUAGUUUGUGGACUCCUUACCUGUGGAGGUAGGUAUUCAUAAAUCUAUAAGUCUACCAGAAUAUUCUGUUUUGCAGGUUACCUACUAUUAGUUUGCAGAUGAGACAGACUAUGGAACCCAUAUCUGUUCUUCCUUUGCCAUGCUUUUUCAUAGUUCUGGAGCAAUCACUGAAUUUUUUCUGUAAGAGAGAAACUGCCUAAUACUGAUUGUGGAUGAUUUUGUACAAUCAUGGUCCUGUGCUUGUGAACGAAUACUAAUAGUGCAAGACUGGAAGUGUGGUAUAUAAAUAAACACGUUUCUUUUACACACAGUAUUAAAAUUAACUACAA
This is a messenger RNA of Choloepus didactylus (southern two-toed sloth), 1795 nucleotides long. RefSeq names its product tRNA methyltransferase 10A (gene TRMT10A). Bases 274 to 1293 code for a protein of 339 amino acids. The transcript has 9 exons. Gene Ontology annotation, biological process: tRNA N1-guanine methylation. NCBI's taxonomy places the organism in Eukaryota, Metazoa, Chordata, Mammalia, Pilosa, Megalonychidae. Gene Ontology annotation, cellular component: nucleus; cytosol; nucleoplasm. The record is from RefSeq and is a predicted model, not a curated record. Gene Ontology annotation, molecular function: tRNA binding.